AUAUAUAUGGUAGCUUAGCUUUGCAUAUUCAUAUUCAUAUUGGCGUUGGCAGUUGCAGAAUUUGGUUGGUAAUUUAAUAAAGAGAGAAAGGAAGAUGGAUAGCAGCCAAGUGGAAGUAGAAUCGUCAUCAACAACAGGAUUACUAUCAUCAUUUUCGUCGUCAUCAAGAAGCAGCAGUAGCAGUAGCAGUAGCAGAUACCAAGUGGAGCUGCCAGGGUUCAGAUUUCACCCGACAGAAGAAGAGCUGCUGAGCUUCUACCUCAAGACUAUGGUGGCCGGGCCCAAGAAACUCGUCCGCUGCUGCCGCAUCAUCGGCUUUCUCAACAUCUACAACUAUGAUCCCAGGGACCUCCCAGGGCUGGCCAAAAUUGGGGAAAGAGAAUGGUACUUCUUCGUGCCUCGGGACAGGAAACAUGGCAGCGGAGGGCGGCCCAACCGGACUACCCAAACCGGGUUCUGGAAGGCGACCGGGUCCGACCGCAAGAUACUCAGCCCCCCUUCUUCUUCGUCUUCUUCAGGCAAGAAGGGGCAGAAGAUCCUGGGGCUGAAGAAGACACUGGUGUUCUACCAUGGACGGGCGCCCCACGGAAGCAAGACUAAUUGGGUCAUGAAUGAGUACCGCCUGCCCCCAUCCCCAACGCCAGAUCAUCAGGGUCAUGAGGACAUAGUUCUGUGUAAAAUAUACAUGAAGGCAACCCCCCUCAAAGUGCUGGAGCAGAGGGCUGCUGCAUCUGUAAAUAUGGAAUUAGACGAAGAAGACGACGACGACAUGAUCAGCAGUGGCAGCCAGCAUCAGCUCAGGACGACGUCAUCAUCCUCAUACGCUCCAUCUCCGUCCACUAAUACCAUCGUCGUCACCAACAACAACAUCCAUCAAACCCCUCCUCCUCCUCCUCAUAUCAUCAACAGCAACAACAGUAACAUCAACAUGCAGCUGCAGGUGAUGGGGUUAUUGAAGACAGAAGAAGAUUAUUUAGAAAGCCAAUUAGGCACCGACACGGCCAUGCUCACAAUCACAAAUCAGUUGUUCGACGAUGACGACGACGACGACUACCAAUUACUAUAUAAUAAUAAAAUUAAUAAUUGUGAGGCCGCCGCGGCAGCUGGUGAUGAUGAGAGGCGGAUAUGCAUGCUUCCGGCAGCUGCUGCUGGUGGUGGUGGUGGUGGUGGGAAACAGAAUUUGACGACGGAUGUGCCCAAUAAGCAGAUGAUGAAUAACAAUAAUAAUGCAGUAGAGUAUUGUAUAGCCGACUCUUUCUGGACACAAAUACUCAGCCCACCCUCCUGCAGCUUCGACAACAACUUCACCCACCUCCCAAUGUGCUAGCUACCUAAUUAAUUAUAAUAAUAAUAAUUCUAAAUGUGUGUAAUGCAAGAAUUUGCCUGUUUUUAUGUUUGUACGUAUGUCUGCCUGUCUGUAUAUUACCUACUAGUAUUAUCUAUCUACAAUGGCAUUUCAUU
This is a messenger RNA of Andrographis paniculata, 1461 nucleotides long. RefSeq names its product NAC domain-containing protein 6-like. Gene Ontology annotation, molecular function: DNA binding. The transcript has 2 exons. Gene Ontology annotation, biological process: regulation of DNA-templated transcription. The coding region runs from base 95 to 1327 and encodes 410 amino acids. The record is from RefSeq and is a predicted model, not a curated record. Lineage: Eukaryota; Viridiplantae; Streptophyta; Magnoliopsida; Lamiales; Acanthaceae.